AAACAGCAGUGCAGCGACCUCAGCUUUAAGAAAACCAGCAGUUUCCCUCGGAGACAGCACAGAUUUGAGAGUCAUACUCAGUGUUCUGUAUACAUUCGUAGAAGUGAUGAGGGUUUCUGCAGACUCAGACUCAGAUGAAAUGAAAAAGAUUCAAGAGAAUUUUAAAAAUGAGCUCAGCCAGCCACUUAUUGGUGAUGAACUGCUAGCAGUAACACUGUUUCAAAUGGUUACCAGGUUCUGCAGUGGGUCAGCUCCACAUUUUCCAAUCAAAAAAGUUCUUCUUUUGCUUUGGAAAACAAUUUUGUUGUCUCUUGGAGGUACUGAAGAGUUACGUAAGUUAAAAACGAAAUAUCGGGAAGAAGCUGGAUUGUCUCCAGUUCCAGAUGAUACCAUAGAGGUCACAAGGACCAUGCGGGCUGCCUCACCUCCUGCUUCAGCAGCAGAUUUAAUUGAAGCUCAACAGCAAAGGAGAAACAACAGACCAUUUAAAAGGAGUUUAGCUAAACAAAGUAGCAUGGAAGAUCCUUUGGGAUUUCAAGAUAUGGAGGGAGAAAAUGGGACCGAUGAAGAGCUUCGUGACAUUGAAGAACGACAGGUUGCUCUUGAAGAAGCUCGUCUAUCUAAUGAAGAACCUAGACCACCAUCCCCUCGUCCAUCUACACCAGUUCCGAGUGGAGUACAGUGCCAUGCUCUGCUGUUACCUAAUAAAGGACUUCCAUGGGUACCUAAAGUACGACAGAAAGAUAUAGAAAACUUUCUGGAUCAUACGAGAAUGAAGUUUGUUGGAUUUCAACUACACAAUGAUAGGUCUUCAUUGGCUGGUCUCCCUCAGCCUAUCCAUGAAGGAUUAAAGGUUUUAAAACAGCAUAUGUAUACAUCUCUAGCUGAAAUACAGAUUAAGAAGGAAGAGGAUAUUGCAAAACACCCUUUAUCUCAGAAGGAGUGUAAUGUUACUCAGAACGCUGUUGAAUUAUUUUAUCAGGUCAUGUUUCCUAAUCUUCCACAGUACAUGAUUGCACUUCUGAAGAUUCUUCUUGCUGCAGCACCUACAUCCAAAGCUAAGACGGAGUCAAUCAACAUCAUUUCUGAUGUUCUACCAGAAGAAAUGCCAAUGACUGUUUUACAGUCGAUGAAGUUAGGGAUUGAUGUCAAUCGACAUAAAGAAAUCAUCGUCAAGGCAAUAUCUGGAAUCUUACUUCUCCUCCUGAAACAUUUCAAGAUUAACCACGUUUACCAGUUCGAGUAUAUGAGCCAACAACUUAUGUUUGCCAACUGUAUACCCUUGGUGUUGAAGUUUUUCAACCAAAACAUAAUGUCAUAUGUGGGUGCAAAAAAUACGAUCUCAGUCAUUGAUUUUCCUGCGUGUGUUAUUGGUGAACAGCCUGAACUUACAGCUGAGACUCUG
Limulus polyphemus (Atlantic horseshoe crab) is the source of this 1405-nucleotide messenger RNA. It is a transcript of the gene Strip, whose product is annotated as striatin-interacting protein 1 homolog. The record is from RefSeq and is a predicted model, not a curated record. The annotation marks the transcript as partial. Gene Ontology annotation, biological process: cytoskeleton organization. Gene Ontology annotation, cellular component: cytosol. The transcript has 9 exons. NCBI's taxonomy places the organism in Eukaryota, Metazoa, Arthropoda, Merostomata, Xiphosura, Limulidae.